AUUACAGGCCAUGGAUAAUGUAGGAAGAAAACAACAGGCAUCAAGUUCAAAUGGAAGGGCAUCGGCACCAUCGGAAUAUAUGUGUACAUCGCUUAAACCCGAUCAGCACAGCAUUUAUAUGCACUGCGGAAGUGCGGGCAAUUUUCUUAUAGCAGUAUCACAAUUAUAUGGAGACUCUAGUAACUUCAAAUACCAACCCGCACAAGGAGUCAUUGCACCUGGUCGAAUAGCCAACUCUCCACCGGGCUUGGAGUAUUUGACUCAAGUUAAUCAGCUAUUAAUCAAACAACAAGUUGAACUACAGCUUGGCAAUAGAUUCGUCAUCAAAAAUGCACAGAACCAAAAUAUUUAUUGGGCCAAAGAAGACGCUAAUUGUUUGGCAACCUUUUUUCUCGGCUCAGGUCGACCGUUUAAUAUGAAAAUAUUGGACAAUCGCCAUGUCGAAGUGUUGCAUUUAUAUCGUCCAGCUGCCCUUGGAUUCACCGAUUCUAUUGAAGUAUCAACAUCAAGUGGCCAAAUUCUUGGAAGAAUCCAGCAAAAAUACACACUUGUUUAUCCAAAUUUUAAAGUGAAAAAUCAUAAGAAUGAAACUAUUUUACGCAUAGUUGGUCCGGCGGUUAAAAUGAGCUUGGGUGAUGUUGUGUUUGAGGUGCGCUCGUAUAUGGCACCGAUAUACUUCCGAGCCCCUAGUGGUAGAAUAUCAAAGAGAUGGUCUGGAUUGGCCCACGAAGUUUUCACGGAAGCCGACCAUUUCGGUAUCAGUUUCCCAAUGGAUUUGGAUGUUCGAAUUAAAGCCACAUUACUCGGAGCUGUGUUCUUUUUGAAAUUCCAUUUUGGGUUUGAUUUCUUGAACGAUCUUCUUUUCUUUUCGGUUUUCUUUUUCUUCUUCAGAAUCAUAUGUAUUUCGAGUAAUAGUAGGCGGUUUUUCUGACUACUGGUAACAUAGUUUUUUGUGGACAAAAUUGACAAGCGAUAUUAAUUUAUUACCGCAAAGAAAAUGUUGAAACAAAUACAGCCGAAAAAUAAUUUUGUUUUCGAAACGAAACGAAUGAAAUUUCAUAAUGU
Messenger RNA from Contarinia nasturtii (swede midge), 1065 nucleotides. RefSeq names its product phospholipid scramblase 2-like. Gene Ontology annotation, cellular component: plasma membrane. The record is from RefSeq and is a predicted model, not a curated record. Gene Ontology annotation, biological process: plasma membrane phospholipid scrambling. Gene Ontology annotation, molecular function: phospholipid scramblase activity. The annotation marks the transcript as partial. The transcript has 8 exons. Lineage: Eukaryota; Metazoa; Arthropoda; Insecta; Diptera; Cecidomyiidae.